AUGAUCCAGAACCUUCUGGAAUUCCUGCACCUGGAGCUGGGAAUGCCCUGGUGGGCGGCCAUUGCUGCAGGUGAGGCACGGUCGGGGCGAGGAUCCUUUUGGUACCUUUGGUUUUACGGGGUCAACUCGAGGCCGCUCGACUCUCCCGACACCUCCCUCACCUCCAGAAACUCUCCCGGCGUCUCAACGACGCCCGAUAGAGGGAUCCGACCCCAACCUGGUGGCCGUGGCUUACUCGGAACUGGCGUCGUACCAGCGGCUCCACAACGUGAAUCCGCUCCGGGGUUUCCUGGUGCCCCUCGUGCAGGGAAUGGCUUCGACUCCGGUGCCGGGUUUUCUUCGGGGUGGGUUGGGUUGGUUCCCGAAUUUGGCGGCUCCGGAUCCGUUUUUUGUUCUUCCAGUUCUGGUCACCGCUUCCACCUGGCUCGUGCUCGAGUUGGGGGCGGAGACUGGCGUGUCCGCACCGGGGGCGGGCCUGUCCGUCAAAUCCUGAGGUUCCUCCCCCUCGUGUUCCUGCCCUUCAUCAUCCACUUCCCCACCGCCGUGUUCACCUAUUGGCUGACGUCCAACAGCUUCAGCCUAUUGCAGACCGGGCUGCUGCGAGUCCCCGCCCUCCGCGCCAAAUUAGGGAUGGUCCCGCCCCCUUCUCCUCAGGCCACGCCCACUGGGCCCGCCCUUCCCGCCAAAACCGGAAUCUUCAAACAGCUCAAGAAAGAGUGGCGCGAGGCCCAGGCCACGCACGAGGCCGAGCGGCGCCAGUGGCGCCUCAAGAACCACCUGAACCUGGCGGCCAAAGGCCCGCUCCGCCAAACUUUCUCCCAAAACCCCCUCAGCCCUCCCGGCAGCAAGGCGGCCGUGCCCUCAGAGACCCCAAAACGACCCUGGAAGAACACGUUGGGCUGAGGGGGCGAGAGGAGGGGACCUCAAAAAUUAAAAGAACCCGAAAAA
This is a messenger RNA of Cinclus cinclus, 948 nucleotides long. RefSeq names its product OXA1L mitochondrial inner membrane protein (gene OXA1L). The record is from RefSeq and is a predicted model, not a curated record. Gene Ontology annotation, biological process: mitochondrial respiratory chain complex IV assembly; protein insertion into mitochondrial inner membrane from matrix. Gene Ontology annotation, cellular component: mitochondrial inner membrane. The transcript is spliced from 8 exons. Gene Ontology annotation, molecular function: membrane insertase activity. NCBI's taxonomy places the organism in Eukaryota, Metazoa, Chordata, Aves, Passeriformes, Cinclidae. The coding region runs from base 1 to 903 and encodes 300 amino acids.